UUAAACCAGAUCUUCCUGCACAAUUUCAAACUUUCGGAAUUGAAGUUGCUAGAGAAACCCAACAAAUCUUCCUGCAAAACCUCAAACUUUCGGACUUGAAGUUGCUAGCGAAACUCAAGAGAGAGAUGGGUUCCGACUACGUUCAAAAACCCCAUGCUGUGUGCGUACCCUUCCCUGCGCAAGGGCACAUAACCCCUAUGAUGCAGCUGGCCAAGCUCCUCCAUGCCAGAGGCUUCCACAUAACUUUUGUCAACAAUGAAUACAAUCACAAGAGGCUCCUCAAAUCAAGAGGAUCCGACCCGUCGAUGGGCGUCCAAGGCUUCGUCUUCGAGUCAAUCCCUGAUGGCGUCCCACCCAUUGAAAUCGAGGCCACGCAGAGUAUCCCUGAGCUUUGCUACUACACCAGGUUCAGCUGCCUUGAUCCUUUUAGGGAGCUUGUGGCGAGGCUCAACAGUUCUGAAGAUUUGCCGCCUGUGAGCUGCGUGAUUUCGGAUGGCGUCAUGAAUUUUACACAGACGUUAGCCGAUGAGCUUGGGAUCCCAAGGGUUGCAUUUUGGACGACGAGUGCCUGUGGAUUAUGGGCUUACCUUCAGUACCCUGAGCUCAUAGAGAGAGGGUACACGCCUUUAAAAGAUGCUAGCCAACUAACCAACGGCUACCUAGAGACGCCCCUCAAUUGGAUCCAAUCAAUGCCGUCCAUACGGCUCCGGGACAUGCCGAGCUUCCUCCGAACCACAGACACAGAUGAUAUCAUGCUCAAUUUCGUGAAUGAGGAGCCCCUCAUCGCCAUCAAAUCCACCGCAGUCAUCCUCAAUACUUUCGACUCCCUCGAGCAGCCUGUGCUUGACACCAUGCGCGCGAAGGUCCCCACCUUGUACACAGUUGGACAACUGAGCAUGCUAUGUAAGCGAGCCAUCACCGACUCCAAAUUGAGCUCGAUAGACUCGAGUCUAUGGACCCCUGACGCUAGCGUGCUCGAUUGGCUCGACAACAAACCGGCAGGAUCUGUGGUCUAUGUGAACUUCGGCAGCAUCACGAUAGUAACCCCACAGCAGCUGGAGGAAUUUGCGUGGGGGCUCGCCAACAGUGGCCUCCCCUUCGUUUGGAUCAUUCGGCCUGACCUAGUUCGUGGCGAGGGCGCCAUGAUCCCCGAAGCGUUUGUCGAGGAUACCAAGGAGAGGAGCCUUCUAGCAAGCUGGUGUGACCAAGAGCGAGUUCUCCAGCACCCAGCUGUGGGUGGUUUCCUAACGCACAGUGGCUGGAACUCGACUAUUGAGAGCCUCAGCGGUGGGGUCCCGAUGAUAUGUUGGCCAUUCUUCGCAGAGCAGCAGACUAACUGUUUCUUUGCUUGCACGGAAUGGGGAGUGGGAAUGGAGAUCGAUAACAAUGUGAAGAGAGAGGAAGUGGAGGCGCAGGUGAGAGAGUUGAUGAAGGGAGAGAAAGGGAAGGAGAUGAGAGAGAAGGCCAUGAAGUGGAAGGAGGAAUCUGAGAAGGCAAUCCAAUGUGGAGGCUCUUCUCUAACCAAUUUGGACGCCCUAGUAAAUGAUGUGCUAUUCAAGAAAUCUCGGGCUUAGUUUUAUUAUUUAUUUAUUUAUUGUAAGACAGGCCCUACCAUUUUUUAUAUAUUUUUUUUGGUUUUCUAUUUUUAUAUUAGAUUUUUGUUGACACCAAAUAUCUUCUUAUUGUACUUCCUCUGUUUUUAUUUUACUGUUAUCUUGUAAAGUUCUAUUUAUUAUUGGGUGAAUAAAAUAAUUUUGCACGAUUGAA
Messenger RNA from Amborella trichopoda, 1767 nucleotides. Its product is annotated as 7-deoxyloganetin glucosyltransferase. The record is from RefSeq and is a predicted model, not a curated record. Gene Ontology annotation, molecular function: quercetin 7-O-glucosyltransferase activity; quercetin 3-O-glucosyltransferase activity. NCBI's taxonomy places the organism in Eukaryota, Viridiplantae, Streptophyta, Magnoliopsida, Amborellales, Amborellaceae.